Humulus lupulus (European hop) is the source of this 441-nucleotide messenger RNA. RefSeq lists its product as uncharacterized. The transcript has a single exon. The coding region runs from base 1 to 441 and encodes 146 amino acids. Lineage: Eukaryota; Viridiplantae; Streptophyta; Magnoliopsida; Rosales; Cannabaceae. The record is from RefSeq and is a predicted model, not a curated record.
AUGGAUCCUGACUUUGAGAUUUUUGCGUCUUCAUCAUCAUCUGAGGAGGAGGAGGAGAUAAUUUUAGCUCUUUCUAUUGAAAAAGAAUGCUUGGGUAAUGAAAGAUGUUCAACAUCGCAUCGUAGCUCUAUUCCCCAUCGUGCAUUCAUUCGAAGAAAUUUGCUUGAAGGCCAUCAACGCCUCUUUCAAGAUUAUUUUUUUGAGUCCCCGUUGUAUCCACUGAAUUUAUUCCGCAUGAGGUUCCGAAUGCAACAUCAUAUUUUCUUGCAUAUUCAAUCUGAAGUCAAAGCAUAUGAACCAUAUUUCAUCCAAAGAAGAGAUGCUGCUAAAAGAUUGGAUCAUUCCUCGCUUCAUAAAAUAACUGUUGUGAUGAGAAUAUUAGCUUAUGGAGUCUCUGAAGAUUUUUUAGAAGAAGGAUUGCAGAAGCAAUCGAGUGUUUGA